This is a messenger RNA of Lasiosphaeria miniovina, 395 nucleotides long. RefSeq lists its product as uncharacterized. The coding region runs from base 99 to 314 and encodes 71 amino acids. The record is from RefSeq and is a predicted model, not a curated record. The transcript has a single exon. NCBI's taxonomy places the organism in Eukaryota, Fungi, Ascomycota, Sordariomycetes, Sordariales, Lasiosphaeriaceae.
CUUGGUGCUCCUUUAAGGGCUUCGUUUCCGACAAAGUCGCGGUUUGCAUUCCGAAAAAGGGUAUCAACACACUAAGUACUGCUAAAGUAGAGCAGCAUAUGUUUUUCAUUGGCACCCUUUGCACCGCGCUUGGGAUGUGCAGGAAAUACCUCAGUGGAGAAAGACAAUGGCAGGCCCUGGCGUUGACGUUUAUUGCGGAUCACGAUGCCAACGACAAUAUGAAGCGAUACUGCUCAGAAGAGCGUAGUUCCGUCAGCGAAGAGCUCGUGAAGCGCAAGGCGAGUGAGCGAGACAUGCACACCCUGUUCGGUUAGUAGGCCAGGUACGACUAAGGCUUGAUACCUAUACCCCCGCAUGAGUCGCCAGACGAGGUGCUUAGACGAUCCAUGCGCAGC